AUGGGUGCUUCUACAACUCUACUUGCUCCCUUCGAUGGGUACGCGUGUGAUGUACUUCAUCGUUUCCCAACUGCUCUCCGCUUUUCUCAUCGCUUUGUCGUAACAUUCAGUCACAAUUCCGUGGACAAAUAUCCAGCGAAUUCCCGUUUGCUCAAUAACUUCCCUUGCCUUCAACUUUUCACAACACGCAACAUGACACCAGGACCGAUCACCGACUGGAUUUGGGGAGGAUUGAAUUAUCAGGCAAGUGUUUUUGGAGUCGCAAGGCAUCGUGCCCAGUUUGCUUGGUGUUUAUUUAUAUGCUUGCUCAAUCGAGCACCAUCUCUUCCCAACAAUGCCCCGAUGCAAUCUGAACACAUGUAUGAGACUGGGUCAAGGAAUUCUGCCGCGAAAACAACCUGCCGUAUCUAG
Molecule: messenger RNA, 411 nt
Organism: Ostertagia ostertagi
Lineage: Eukaryota; Metazoa; Nematoda; Chromadorea; Rhabditida; Trichostrongylidae
Source: the annotation of a GenBank genome assembly